AUGAGGGCUACACAACGAGAUCCAUGCGACGAAAAUGUGGACAACGAGACAAGUUCGCCGACCAUACCGUACAUCGCGCCUUUGACCGCUCCUUGCACCUCAUUUCCUGCUCCAUCCACCAGUGGAGGGGCCAUUCGGUGGGAAAACAUCAAGCCUUUCCCAAAAAGUGUACCGGCUACCAAGAUGUGGGAGGCGUGGACUCGCUUCCUGGAGGACUUUGAAAUGGCAAUUUCAAUUUCUAACCUCAGUGAUCCAAAACGUCGUGUCGAGCUACUCUUACUGUCCAUGGGUGAUGAGCUAAAGAGUAUUGUGCGAGCGGCAAAACUACGACCAUCCGCGGAUGUUACAAACUGCUACAGUCAAUUUAUCCGUAACAUCGACCAGUAUCUGAAAGCCAUGACAGAUCCGGCAGCUGAGCACGAGGAUUUUUCAAAAAUGUUUCAAGAAGAGGGUGAAUCUGCGGUUAAGUUUCAUGCUCGACUCACUGAGAAAGUGCUCCUGUGUGACUACAGCCCGGAUGAUCAGGAACGGUUUGUACGUACGCAGCUUUUGAGAGGUCUACGGAACCAGGAAAUCAGAAAAGCAGCACGAACAUACGGUCACGACUCUAAUACGAUUGUCCAAGCAGCUACGCGAGCUGAAGCGUUUCAAGCAGAAAUUCCAAUCCCUAGGGCUGAGACGAAUGCCCUAGCCGCAAGUAACAGAGAAUUCCGGAACAUCCAAGGUCAGUACAAACGAGUGCCUACGAUUCAUCAGAUGAGAUAUCCAACGAAGAAGUUCAAGUAUGACAGACCACCAGCAAGUCAGCAGGGAGCGGGCUUAAGUCGUCGCUACAGAUGUCCCAGGUGUUUCAGACCUGUUCACAGAAACGGAGUAUGUCCAGCACUGGGAAAGUUAUGCAAUGCUUGCGGACAGCGAGGCCACUUCGCCGUGGCAUGCCGUGUGGACCAUGUUAACACAGUAAAGGGCGAACAUCCAGAAAUUCCUGUGGAAGAUAACGAAAAUGAGCAGUUUAUCAAUGCUCUAUCCCUUCAAGAUGUUCUUGUGGACUGUCGUAUCGGUUCGUCAUGCCCGAUCAAAUUUCUGAUCGAUAGUGGAGCAGAUGUGAAUGUCGUAGGAGGCGCGGACUGGCAAAAGUUGAAGGAGCAAGUUUCGUUGGGAAAAGCAACACUUGUGCAAAACCCAACUGUGCAUGGCACCAACCUAUGUGCUUAUGCGACGAACAAGCCCAUGCAAGUAAAAUGCAGUUUCCGAGCCACGGUGGAGACAGUCGGGAUAACAAAACCGAUUGUUACGGCCGAUUUUCUAGUCGUAGAAGAAGGUAGAAGGUCCUUGUUAGGCAGAGCCACGGCUGGUGACAUGAACUUAUUGAAGGUAGGAGAAAUGAUAAACACAUGCGAGAAAUCUACAACGUUUCCUAAAAUGCCUGGCGUAAAAAUAAGAUUCAACAUAGAUCGAACUGUCCCUCCAGUUCGGAAUGCAUACUACAACAUCCCAGCCGCCUACCGUGAGGAAGCCCGUCGGCGGCUAGAACAAAUGGAAAAGAGAGGGAUUAUCGAGAGAGUAACGACGGCUCCACAAUGGAUCAGUGGUAUGUCCGCCGUGCCGAAGGGUAACACUGAUUUCCGUUUGGUGGUUAACAUGAGGGCUCCAAACAAAGCCAUCCAGCGGGAGUAUUUCCGGUUACCACUAAUCGAUGAAAUGAAAGUUAAACUGCAUGGUUCUAAGUUUUUUACUAAGCUUGACUUAUCAGAUGCAUUUUAUCAUUUGGAGUUGAGUGAAGAAUCACGUGAAUUAACUACAUUUCUGUCGGAGAACGGAAUGUACCGUUACACACGUCUGAUGUUUGGUGUUAAUUGCGCACCAGAAGUGUUUCAACGCGAGAUGACACGUAUUCUGAAGGAUGUUAAGAAUAAGAUAGUUUAUAUUGAUGACAUCCUACUAUUCGCAGACACUAUCGAGAAACUCAGAACUACAGUAGCACAAGUUCUAAAAAUACUAAGGGCUAAUAACCUUACCCUCAAUGCGUCAAAGUGCGAAUUCGAUCGAACGCGUGUCAGCUUCCUGGGGCACGAAAUGAGCGAAGAUGGUUUCAACAUCGAAGCGUCGAAGGUUAAAGAUAUUCAGCGAUUCCGACAUCCUUCCACGUCCUCGGAACUUCGAAGCUUUCUCGGUCUAGCUUCUUUUAUAAGUCCAUACAUCAAGAACUUUGCAGAAAUAUCGUCACCCUUGUGGUCAGUGUCAACAGCGCUGAAAUGGAGCUGGGGUAAAGAGCAGGAAAACGCUUUCGAGCUCGUGAAGAAAAGCAUUAUCGAUUCAACGACAGCGCUGGGCUUCUUUUCGGAAUUAGACAAAACCAUCCUAUACACCGAUGCAUCCCCUAAUGCAUUAGGUGCCGUGUUGGUGCAAGUGAAUAGCGAAGGUGUUCCACGAAUUAUUAGCUUCGCUUCUAAAUCGCUAACGAUUACCGAGAAAAAGUACGCCCAAAACCAGCGGGAGGCGCUAAGCGCAGUUUGGGCGGUGGAGCAUUUCUCCUACUUUUUGCUAGGCAGGUAUUUUAUUCUGCGGACCGAUGCUCAAGGAAUGACGUUCAUCCUGAAUAGGUCUCGAGAGGAAUCAAAGAGAGCACUUACAAGAGCGGACGGCUGGGCUUUACGUCUGAGCCCUUACAAUUACGAUGUAGAGUACAUUAAAGGACAUGAUAAUAUAGCAGAUCCCUCAUCGCGGCUGUAUUGUGGGGAAGACGAUGCGUUCAACGAAGAGAUAAGCCCAUGGGAAGUCUGCCACUUAGAUCUAAGCACCAUCGAAUUUCUAACGGAAGAAGAGAUUCGAGAGUACACGAAGAAAGAUGACAUCCUAAUGCAGGUGAUUCGUGCCAUGGAGGAGCAAACGUGGCCAAGAAACCUUACACGAUUUAAAUCCUUUGCAAGCGACCUAGCUUUCACCGACGGAAUCCUGGUGAAAAAUGGAUGCAUAGUAAUUCCUCAGCCUCUUCGGGAGAAAACGUUGGAGAUAGCCCAUGCAGGUCACCCGCUUGAAGCCAAAUUGAAGAGCAUUCUACGCAGGCGCGUAUGGUGGCCGGGCAUGACAACCGACGCAGAAAACUGGGUGAAGUCUUGUGCUAUCUGUGCUGUAAAUGGCCGUCCAGAGCGGCCACCUCCGAUGCGAAGAGCCUUUGCCCCGAAGGGUGUAUGGGAAACUAUUGCAAUCGACUUCAACGGGCCUUAUCUGAAACUGGGAGGCAUAUUAAUCCUGGUAGUGAUCGACCUCAGAUCCAGGUAUGCGAUUGCACGCCCCGUGAAGUCAACGAAAUUCGAGCACACCAAAGCAGUGCUGGACUCGAUCUUUGAAAGAGAAGGUUUCCCAAGAGCAAUAAAGUCCGACAAUGGUCCGCCAUUUAACGGCGAGGACUAUGCAAAAUAUUGCGCCGAACGAGGUAUUAAAACAAUAUUUUCAACACCCUUCUAUCCUCAACAGAACGGCUUGGUAGAAGGUUUUAUGAAAGUUAUAAAUAAAGCCAUGUCUGCCGCAUUAUCAACAGAAGCGAACUACCAAAAGGAGUUGCAAGCAGCAGUACAAGCAUACAAUGCGGCAGAUCACAGCAUUACCAAAAUGCCUCCAGAGGAAGUGCUAUCAGGUCGAAAAAUUAAGCGAGGCUUGCCGCUUCUGAAUUAUGGUAGGACUGGUCAUGAUGAACAGCUGUUGGACAAAAGGGAUCGUGAUGCAAAAAUAGUAUCCAAAGGGCGAGAGGAUGUUCGGCGUGGAGCUAGAGCCAGCCAAGUCAAGCCAGGGGAUACGGUGAUCGUCGAACGCCAUUCACGUGCUAAAGGUGAGAGUAGGUUCAGUUCGAAACGCUACACAGUGAUAGAGGAACAUAACGGUAGCUUGGUUUUAUGCGAUGCAGAUGGCCAGCAGCUCAAGCGACAUGUUUCACAAACUAAAACGGUCCGAGAGUGGCGUGGAACGACAUCGUCGGACGGGCGUGGAACUACAUCUUCAAGAGAGCGUGGAAUUACAUCGUCGGAGGUCACAAGUAAUGAUCAAGAUCUAGAACUCUCCGGUGAUAACCGUCGCAAAAGACCACAAAGAGAAAAACGUCCUCCAAACUACCUGUCCGAUUUUGCACUAACGAUUGAAAAAACUUUGAGCAGUGAAUGA
Armigeres subalbatus is the source of this 4158-nucleotide messenger RNA. RefSeq lists its product as uncharacterized. The record is from RefSeq and is a predicted model, not a curated record. Lineage: Eukaryota; Metazoa; Arthropoda; Insecta; Diptera; Culicidae. The transcript has 3 exons. Gene Ontology annotation, molecular function: nucleic acid binding; zinc ion binding; aspartic-type endopeptidase activity. Gene Ontology annotation, biological process: proteolysis; DNA integration. Bases 1 to 4158 code for a protein of 1385 amino acids.